AUGACGUCACUUCCGGUGUUGGGAACGGGCCUCGCCAUCCGCGCCUGCGCGGUGACGCCCCGCCGCGUGCCGAGCGAACAGAGCGUCGAUGCGACGCUGGUCCUAAGGAGCUGCUCCCUGCGGGGCUCAAGGCAGGAUGUCGAUAGAGCUGAGCAGGAGGGGGCGCUGGGAGGUAGGUGGGGCUGCAGCUGUGGCUGGGAGCACAGGAACCUCGUUGGACUUGACUGUGGGGCAGUGAGGGUGGUGUGGGAAUCUAAUGUUGAUUCUGCAUCUAGAACAAGCCCUAUCCGCAUCACGCUGGGCCUCCACCUCCACAUGCUCAUGGCCCCUGGGAUGCCUGGCAUGAUCCUCCAUGGGAGCACCAGCACUGGAGAGCCAGGGGAAGGAUGCAUCUGCCUGGUCCCAGGCAGCCCAGGCCUUUCCCUGGCCCUGCUGACAUCCACUGGAAUGAAGAGAACUGGGAAUGGGACCCCCAGGACUGUGAAGAGCCGCCGCCUCCAUGGAUGGAAAGAGAGGAUCACCACGGCCAUGAGGAAAUGUUUGUCAAGGACUUGCAGCUGGAUGCUCCUCAAGGACGUGCUUUGUUCCCAGGCUGGUGGUUCCUGGCCCUGCAGACCUCUUCUUUCUCUGUAUUGUUAUAACCUGGUCAUGUUUAUGGCUGCUUUUGUCACUAAGCCUAAUGAGGACUCACUGAAGACCUCCUCUGUGCAGGGAUCAAGGCUAGGGCAACACUUUAGCAAGAUGUCCUCAAAGCGGUUCUGCAGGAGGGGGCCCCGGGCCUUUCCCUGGGAGCCCUAUCCGCGUCACGCUGGGCCUCCACCUCCACAUGCUCAUGGCCCCUGGGAUGCCUGGCAUGAUCCUCCAUGGGAGCACCAGCACUGGAGAGCCAGGGGAAGGAUGCAUCUGCCUGGUCCCAGGCAGCCCAGGCCUUUCCCUGGCCCUGCUGACAUCCACUGGAAUGAAGAGAACUGGGGAUGGGACCCCCAGGACUGUGAAGAGCCGCCGCCUCCAUGGAUGGAAAGAGAGGAUCACCACGGCCAUGAGGAAAUGUUUGUCAAGGACUUGCAGCCGAUACCACAGCUGCGUCACUGGGACUUCUUUGCCCAGCCUGAGUUCCCCGGCCAGGAGCACCAUCCUGCUGAAUUCCUAUGGGAGCAAGAAGUCUUCCAGGACAACUUCUCACCCCAGCACCAUCGUGGCCCACGCCAGAAACGCUGCCGGCUCCUUCGGCCCAUCCAGCAGAGACAGCAUCCGCACAGCCAGUUCUCACCCCAGAGCUCUCAAGGACACCAUCCAUCCUCCAAACCCUCUCAGUCGAGCUCCCCAGCCAGCCAGCCAGGUGUUAAAGAGCACCUUGGUGCUCCCCAGUCACCUACUGCCUGCAAAAAGAGUCUGCAAAGCGAGAAGCAGGUGGAUGAGGAUGUCCCCCAGGGCCUGCUGGCGGCAAACAGCCAGGUGCUGGAACAGCCUGGGCAUGCAGAGAAAAGCCCAGAGAAGAGCCCAGAGACAAGCCCAGGCACUGACCCCCAGGAAGUGGAGCAGGAGCCAGCAGCAGAAUCAAAGCCAGUUGAGCCAGAAGUUGGAGAGGAAGUUGCAAGCAACCAGCAGCCCUCUGCAUCGGAACUGGAGCCAGUCUCACCAGAGAUGACCAGCACCAAGGAGGAUGAAGGCUUGGAGCUGAUUCCACUGGAGGCUACUGCAGAGCCCAGCACACAGCCCAGCACGGCCAGCUCCAGUGUCUGCACUGAGGCAGCAGCACCAGCCGGGACCGGGCAGCAUCCUUGGGGUUGGACAGAGCUGGCUGCAGGCUUCCAGAGCUUACCCCACCCCCUGCACUCCACACAUUCCCCCACCAGCACAGACCCGCGCUCUGCUGCCAUCCUCACCAAGAAGGAGAGCAUCGAGCAGGGAUACCACGACUUCUGCCUGAAUUUUGCCAUGGUGUCCAUCAUGCUGCUGCAGAAGGAGCCCUCUAUGGAGGGGGUGCUGAUGAAGGCACUGAGAGACAACCUGUGUGAGCUCCGCAACCGCUUCAUCAAGGAGAUGGAGGACUUCAUCCAGGAGUACGAUGAGUUGCACCCCAGCUGCUGAGUGGGGAGCUGUGGGGCUGUGCUGGCAGAGCCUGCACUGUGGGGCUGGAGGGAUGUGCCAACAUGGUUUCUCUUGGAGACGGGGCGUUGGAAGGCCUUCAUACUGUGGGGAGGGUGGUUGGUUCUGAUGGUUGUAGGCAGUAACUGGGGACUGUGGGCAAUGGAUGAGCCAUAUGUAGGCCUGUAUUUAUAGUGACGGAGGGAGGUGGUUUUAUUGGGGGGAGGAGGGAGGGAGGGAAACUGUGAGGAGGGGCCUUUAUUCUACUACUCAUUUUCAUAACAGUCUCUUCAAAAUUCAUGGUUUGUUCUUUUUCAUAAAUAAAAAUGAAUUAUUUUUGCAGCCUUU
This is a messenger RNA of Coturnix japonica (Japanese quail), 2436 nucleotides long. RefSeq lists its product as uncharacterized. Gene Ontology annotation, cellular component: nucleoplasm. The record is from RefSeq and is a predicted model, not a curated record. Lineage: Eukaryota; Metazoa; Chordata; Aves; Galliformes; Phasianidae. Gene Ontology annotation, biological process: negative regulation of DNA-templated transcription; negative regulation of gene expression, epigenetic; protein localization to heterochromatin.